AUGCCCUCAACACCCUGGACCAAACCGGACACCAGCACCCGUCCGAUCGCAAUAAUCGGCGCCGGAGUAAUGGGCCGACGCAUCGCAAUGAUGUGGAUAGCAGCCGGGUACGCCGUAACACUAUACGAAAAAUCCAGCCACAGUGCCGACGAAGCAGUCGAAUACAUAAACAGCAACAAAGAAGCACAAGCCAAGAAAAUGGGCACCAAGCCAGCCGAGAUAAAAGUCACCGCAUCACUCGAAGAGGCUUGUGAGAAUGCAUGGAUGGUGAUUGAAGCUGUACCCGAGAAACUGGAACUAAAAACCGAAGUCCUGGGCUCAAUUGAUGCACUUGCCCCGGCGGAUUGUGUCGUUACCACGAAUUCCUCAUCACUACGCUCAAGUCAGAUGCUCACGAAGACGAAAAAGAAUUACCGCAUCUGUAAUGGCCAUUAUUAUAUGCCUCCGGAACAAAUAUAUUACGAGAUUAUGUCGUGUGGACAGACGGAUGAGGCGAUUCCGCCGUUUUUGAUUGAAAAGGCGCGGAGUGCGGGUUUCAAACCUGUGUUUGCGCGAAAGGAGUCGACGGGAUUGGUGUUUAAUCGAAUCUGGGCGGGUAUUAAGAGGGAGUGUUUGCUUGCUAUGGCGGACGGGGUUACUGAUGGGAGGACGAUUGAUGAGAUGUUUAAGUCGUGGUUUCAGGCUGAGAAGGGUCCUUGUCAGAUGAUGGAUAAGGUGGGGUUGGAUACGGUUUACAAUAUCGAGGUGGUUUAUGAGAAGCAACUUGGAACGAAUCCUCGGGCGAAAGAUUGGUUGAAGGCGAAUUAUGUGGAUAAGGGAGACUUGGGAGCGAAAGGUGGAAAGGGAUUGUUGGGAUAG
Molecule: messenger RNA, 858 nt
Organism: Penicillium malachiteum
Lineage: Eukaryota; Fungi; Ascomycota; Eurotiomycetes; Eurotiales; Aspergillaceae
Product: 3-hydroxyacyl-CoA dehydrogenase family protein
Exons: 1
Coding region: 1-858 (285 amino acids)
Biological process (GO): fatty acid metabolic process
Molecular function (GO): NAD+ binding; oxidoreductase activity, acting on the CH-OH group of donors, NAD or NADP as acceptor
Source: RefSeq, a predicted model, not a curated record